CAAUCUUGAUUCUGUUUUAGUUUAGCUUUAGCCUCUUUUCGUUCACCACGAUUCGCGUUAAUAAUUAAUAAGGGUUUUAUUUUUUUGAACCCUUAUUAUCUUCCCGCGAAUUCGCGAAAACGAAAAUUCUACACGUAAUUUCAAGUUUAUUACUUAGAAAACAAAUAUUUAAUUAAAUAAAUAUAUUAACAUUUAUCAGUGAUAAACGGUGAUGAUUUGAACGGAGUAGAAAAAAACUGGUAUUAUUAUUUUUUUUUUUAAUACAAAAGUGAUUUUUUGAGUCCAAAAAUAUAAGGAGGAUAUACGAACUGAAUGGAUUUAUCUUUCAGUGUAAAAUCAGUGUUUUUUUGGAUCAAUAAUUUGGCAGUUUUUUUUUUAAUUAACUAAAUGACAGGGCAAAAAUGGUCUCACACUUAGUUUCAGUACCUGGGGAGAUGCAACAAGGAAAUGGCAAUCUCAGUCCUUCGGCUCUCUGCAUGCUGCAGGAUUCACUUCGUGCCGUUAAAAUAAAACAGGAACCGCAGCAGCUGUCUCCCACUUUAGCAUAUUCGUCUAUUCAUCAAGUGAACAACUUCGUUCUGGAACUACAGUCAAACAAUUGUAUGAAUACAACAAUAAAAAGUCCAGAUUCUCCAAUUGGAAGUCUAUCAAAAUCGUCACUAAAUUCCCAUCACAUUCAUCAGGCAAAUCACAAUAGUCACAAUCACAAUAAUUUAAUGAGUUCUUCGACAAAAUCUCUCGAUUCAUCGAUUGGAAAUUUGACGAAAUCUUUGAAUACCCAGCAACAACAACAACACUCGACAAUUAUUCAUCAGAAUAAUCACAGUCAUAGUAAUGCAUCGUCAACUGAAUUAUCAGUUCUCUCGUCGAACUCAAGUCACUCGAGUAGUCAUCAUAGUAAAUUGAAGGAAAAAGACAUAAGUUUAGCGAGUGGCAAUGGGAAUAAUAGUCAAUCGUUAUCGAGUGCUGCAUCGACGAUACAGACAAACGACACGGACUCGAGUGUUUCGGGUUCGAACUCAACGGCAUCGGCGACAUCAUCAUCUUCGACGACGACCAAACCGCCAUACAGUUAUGUGGCGUUGAUUGCAAUGGCCAUUAAGAGCAGUCCCCAUCAACGGGCGACUUUGAGUGAAAUUUAUUCGUAUAUUACGACGAAUUUCCCUUAUUACAUGAAUAAUAAGAAGGGAUGGCAGAAUUCGAUUAGACAUAAUUUGUCGUUGAAUGAGUGUUUUGUUAAGGUGCCGAGGGAAGGUGGUGCUGAGAGAAAGGGCAAUUUUUGGACACUUGAUCCUUCGUGUGAAGACAUGUUCGAACAUGGGAAUUAUCGUAGACGAAGGCGCAUGAAGCGACCGUAUAGAAAUACUUCAUAUCAUCCAAAGAGUUUGUUUAGUGAUCCUUAUUCGACGAGUCAUGUUCAUUUGAGUGCAACUAGAAAUCUUUUCGCCCAUUCACCACCCUCUUAUGCCCCUCCAUAUCCUCGCUAUGACACCAGCUCCUGGCAACCGCAAUUUUCCAGCUAUUCACAUUGUCAAGCGCUGCAGCAACAAUUGCAGCCAAUGCAGUCAAUGCAGAUUCCAUCGAUGAAUGGCUACGGACAAUUGAGUUCAUCGUUAGCGUUUCAAGGGAAUUACCUCGAUGUUCCAGGCAGUGCAACGGGCUCGCCAGUUUCAAUGAGUGGAAGUUCAUUUGGUAGCAAUUUCUCCACGUGCGGAAGAAGGUACGAUACGAGUGCCUCCGUCGCCGCCGAUUCCAUGUCCUCCAGAUAUCCCUCCUACUGGUCCGAAGUCAUAAAAGAAGAACCGGGAAGUACGACAGUAUCGCCGAGUGGAAUGUCACCGCCGCUUGGUGUUGUAUCAAAUAUGGUAGGAUCAGUCUCAUCACCAUUUGUCGAUAGUAACAAACGCUUAUACUAAUAUAAAUAGAAGAGAGAAUGAGAGGGAGAGAAAGAAAGAAAGAAAGAGAGAAAGAAAAAAAAUAAUACAGGUACGUCGGAAAUAUUAUCUAAUUAUUAUUAUUUAAAAUAUCAUCUUCCAAACUAUCACAAUUGUUAAAAAGUAAAAAGAAAAUCUUAUUUUAAGAAAAACGUUUCAUUAAAAAUUAACUGAGUCUCGAAUAUUUAUUAGCUUGAAUUGAAAUUUAAUUAAAUGGAAAAACUAAAUUUAAAAAUUGGUAAAUUCAAAUUUUAAAAAAUAAAUUCAA
Molecule: messenger RNA, 2202 nt
Organism: Leptopilina heterotoma
Lineage: Eukaryota; Metazoa; Arthropoda; Insecta; Hymenoptera; Figitidae
Product: fork head domain transcription factor slp1-like
Exons: 9
Coding region: 402-1916 (504 amino acids)
Biological process (GO): cell differentiation; anatomical structure morphogenesis; regulation of transcription by RNA polymerase II
Molecular function (GO): DNA-binding transcription factor activity, RNA polymerase II-specific; RNA polymerase II cis-regulatory region sequence-specific DNA binding
Source: RefSeq, a predicted model, not a curated record